Messenger RNA from Dromiciops gliroides (monito del monte), 6432 nucleotides. RefSeq names its product plectin-like. The record is from RefSeq and is a predicted model, not a curated record. Gene Ontology annotation, cellular component: intermediate filament; cytoskeleton; focal adhesion. Gene Ontology annotation, molecular function: structural molecule activity; microtubule binding. Gene Ontology annotation, biological process: wound healing; hemidesmosome assembly; intermediate filament cytoskeleton organization. Bases 139 to 4695 code for a protein of 1518 amino acids. The transcript has 2 exons. NCBI's taxonomy places the organism in Eukaryota, Metazoa, Chordata, Mammalia, Microbiotheria, Microbiotheriidae.
UUUGCUUCAGAUAUUCUCGACUACAGUGGUAGCAGAACAGACUUGAUAUUUUUAAUAAAUUUCUUAUAGAUUAAAAGAUGUAAGGAGACAUCUCAACAUGGAGCCUAUUCAGAACUGCUUCAACAACAGAGAGCAACAAUGGUGGAGAACAACAAACUCACAGGAAAGAUCAGUGAGUUAGAGAAAAUGUUAGAUGAAUUAAGAAAACAGAAGUUCCAGGUAGAACAAGAACUUCCCAAAGUAAAGGCAGCUGCAGAAAAUGAGCUGAGAAAGCAACAGAGAAAUGUGGAAGAUAUUGCUUUGAAGAAAAUCAAGGCUGAGAGUGAAGCCAAGCAAUAUCGCUCUGAACUUGAGAGCAUUGUGAAGGAGAAGAUAGCAGCACAGCAAGAAUUAGAGCGUGUGAAACGGCUUACAUUAGAGGCGGAAGCUAAGAGAGCUGAGGUUGAAGAAAACCUCCGAAAUUUCCGUCAGCAGUUAGACGAGCACACGAUUACUAGAAGGACCUUGGAAGACUGUCUUAAAAGAAAAGACACAAGUCUCAGUGACUUGGAGCAUCAGAAAAGCAUGUUGAUGGCAGAACUAAGGAGAAAAAAAGAAAGUGAGGAAGAACUCUUGAAACUCAUGAAGCAGAUGGAAGCAGACCUUGCGUUUCAAAAGAAAGUUGCAGAGAAACAGUUGCAAGAAAAGCAGAAAAUCGAAACUGAAGCCAGGAGAAAAAUAACAGAAAUACAACUCUCUUGUGGAGAAAGUACAUUGCCAGCCUGUACUAUCAUACAGGACACUCAUGGAAAACAGAAAGCUGAUGAACUGAAGCAUCAGGUCCUUGAACUAACCCUUGCCAACCAAAAGGCUGAAAAGGAGGUAGGUGAGUUGAAAUAUGAGCUGAAUUCCCUUCAACUUCAAAAAACAUCAUCUGAGGAAAAGGCUCGUUUGCUAAAAGAAAAGUUAGAUGAAACAAAUGACACAUUAAGGUGCCUCAAGUUGGAGUUGGAGAAGAAAGACCAGGUAGAGCAGGGCUACUCUCAACAAUUAACAGAACUUAGUAGGCAGUUGAACCAAACUACAGAUAGAGCUCAAGAGGUAAUGCAGGAAGCUAAUGACCUGAAGAAGAUAAAACAUCAUUAUCAAGUGGAAUUGGAAUCUCUCCAUCAGGAAAAGGGGAAGCUGAAAAGAGAAGUGGACCAAAUCACUCAAGCUCGGGCACUAGCUGAAAUGAACAUUCAGCAUUUGAAUUCCAAGGUCUCUACUCUUCAGCAUGAGAAGGCAUUAGCUGAUGAAAGAGCAAGAUCCUGCCUAGGGAAAUCAGAACAUAUCCUAACAGAAGCAUUUGAUAAAAGUCAUGAGCAAUUACUUCAAAAUAUCAAAGCAGAAAAAGAAAACAAUCAAAAAAUCCAGAAACUCAAUGAAGACUUGGAAAAAAGUAAUGAGUGGGCAGAGACGUUAAAACAGAAAGUGGAUGAGCUCACCAGACAAAACAAUGAAACUAAAUUGAUGAUGCAGAGAAUUCAGUCAGACUCGGAGAAGAUUGUGCUGGAGAAACAAACUAUUCAGCAAAAAUGUGAGAUCCUAAAAAAUCAGGCAGACAGUUUUAAAGAACAGCUUCGUAACACAAAUGAACACUUGCACAAGCAGACAAAAACAGAACAAGAUUUCCUUAGGAAAAUCAAAUGUCUGGAGGAAGACUUGGCCAAAACUCAAAGUCUGGUCAAUGAAUUUAAGCAGAAGUGUGACCAGCAGGACAUUAUUAUCCAGAAUACUGAGAAGGAGGUUAGAAAUCUGAAUGCUGAGCUGAGUGCAUCCAAAGAGGAAAAGAGACUCGGUGAGAAGAAGGUACAGAUCCAGGAAGCCCAAGUGCAGGAAUUAAAUAAUAGGUUGAAGAAGGUCCAAGAUGAAUUGCACCUAAAGACUAUAGAGGAGCAGAUGGCACACCAAAAGAUGGUUCUGUUUCAGGAAGAAUCUGCUAAGUUCAAACGCUCUGCAGAAGAAUUUAGGAAGAAAGUAGAAAAAUUAAUGGACUCCAAAGUCGUCACUGAAAAUGAUCUUUCAGGCAUAAGGCUUGAUUUUGUAUCUCUUCAGCGAGAAAACUGUAUAGCCCAAGCGAAUGCUAAGCUAUAUGAAACAGAUAUUAAAGAAUUAGAAGGAAGACUACAACAUUAUCGAGAACAAAUGCAGCAAGGAGAGAAGAUGGAAGCACAUCAUUACCAAAAAUGUCGUAAACUUGAGGAGGAGCUGAUGGCACAGAAAUGUGAGGUUGCAAACUUGAAGCAAAAAAUGGACCAGCAGAUAAAGGAGCAUGAAAACCAGUUACUUUUGCUUCAGAGUGAGAUCCAGAAAAGGAAUUUGCCUAAAGAUUGCAGUUUCAAACCAGACUUUGAAAGGAAAGUAAAUGAGUAUAAAUACUGUGGCGACCUCUCUUCUAGGGGAAUUGAGCAACUUCAACGAAAGACACAAUCUCCUCUGUUGGGUUGGGAAUCAAAAGGGUUUCCAAGUGAACAGAUGGAUGAACAAAGGCUUCAUAAGAGUGCUGAACAGAUAGCCAAAGAAGUCCAGUUCCGGCUACCAAGAGCUACGUUAGAGGAUGAAAAAAGCCAGCAAUGCUACUCUGAGUAUUUUUCUCAGACGAGUACUGAGUUACAGAUAACUUUUGAUGAAACAAAUCCAAUUCCAAGACUAUCAGAAAUAGGAAAAAUAAGAGAUAAAGCUCUAUACAAUUCCAUAUCACCGAUUAGAUAUCAAGAUGAUAACUCUGAAAUGGAACUGGUGAAACUCAUGAAGCCUUUGGAGAUAGCUAAGAACAAGCAGUGUGAUAUGCAUGUUGAAGUCACAGCAAUAAAGCAAGAAAAAGACCUAGUUCCAGAUCAUGAAGAGCGGAUACUUGAAGUAUUCAGAACCUCAGAUGGAUUCAAGAGAGGAGAAUUGCCUAAGUUGAAUUCUACCAACUUAGAACAAGAGAAUUUCCAAAAUAUUAGCAGAAGUUAUGACUGUUCUGUCAGAGAUGAUGAAUUUAAAUUUCAGGGUCUCCAACACAUGGUAACUGCCAGGCAGUUGGUUGAGGUGAAGCUUCUGGACAUGGGCACAGUUGAGCAGCUGCGCCUUGGUCUCAAGUCUGUGGAAGACAUUCAGAAAAGUCUUAGUAAGUUUUUGACUAAAUCCACUGCGAUUGCAGGGCUAUACCUGGAGUCAACUAAAGAAAGAAUGACAUUUACCUUAGCAGCCAAGAAAAUAAUAAUAGAUAAAGCCCUGGCCUUAGCCUUUUUGGAAGCUCAAGCAGCAACAGGUUUUAUUAUUGAUCCCAUUUCAGGGCAGAAAUAUUCUGUGGAGGAUGCACUUGUUAAGGGGCUUGUCGAUAAUGAAUUCAAAGGUCGGCUCCUUGAGGCAGAGAAGGCAGUCCUAGGAUAUCUGCAUGGUUCAAAGAAGUUGUCAGUGUUUCAAGCUAUUGAGAGCAGGCUCCUUGAAAGAAGAAAAGGAAAGCAUAUCUUGGAGGCCCAGGUUGCAUGUGGGGGAAUUAUUGAUCCUGUGAGAAGUGUUCGACUGCCUCCAGAAAUAGCUGUACAGUUGGGCUUGCUGAAUAAUGCCAUUUUGCAAUUCUUACAUGAGCCAUCAAGCAACACCAGGGCUUUCCCUAACCCCAAUAACAAACAAGCUCUCUAUUACUCUGAAUUACUGAGAAUGUGUGUCUUUGACAUAGACAGCGGGUGCUUCUUGCUUCCAUUUGGAGAAAGGAAAAUUUCCAAUCUUUCUGUAGAAAAAGCUCAGAAAAUUUCUGUAGUAGACAUAAAGACGGGAGCAGAACUGACUGCAUUCAAGGCUUACCAAAGGAAUCUUAUCGAGAAAAACACCUAUCUCGAGCUCUCAAGACAGCAGUAUCAGUGGAAGGAAGCCACGUUCUUUGAUUCCUGUGGAAAGGCUUCUCAUCUGCUGACUGAUGUUAAAACAGGAUUGCAGUUUAGUAUCAAUGAGGCAGUGGAAGAGGGAGUGAUUGACAGAGCUCUGGUUAAGAAAUGUCAGGAAGGUAUCAUCACACCCACUGAGCUUGCUGAUACUUUGCUGAGCAAGUUAGUUUCAAAGAAGAAUUUAAACAGUCCAAUUGCGGGAUACUGGCUCUCUGAUUCUGGCGAAAGGAUCUCAGUCCUCAAAGCUUCACGCAGAAAUUUGAUUGAUCGGAUUACUGCCCUUAGAUGCCUUGAAGCUCAAGUCAGUACAGGUGGUAUCAUUGACCCACUUACAGGCAGAAGGUACAGGGUGACCGAAGCUUUGCAUAGAGGGUUAAUUGACGAGUCAUGUGCCCAACAGCUACGACAGUGUGAGGUGGUGUUCAGGGGGAUUACUCAUCCAGUCACUAACCAGACUAUGUCUGUGGUUGAAGCUGUGAACACAAAGGUUCUGAGCAUAGAACUUGGGAUUCGAUGUUUGGAGUUCCAGCACUUGACAGGUGGGUUAAUCCAUCCACAGUCUCAGGUGAGGUUGUCAAUAGAAGAAGCUCUCAAGGAGGGCAUCCUUGAUGUCCUCACUGCUUCAAAGCUCAAAGAUCAAAAGCCCCACGUCAGAGAUAUAAUAUGCCCCAAGACUAAAAGGAAGUUGACUUACAAGGAGGCCUUAGAGAAAGCGGAUUUCGAUUUUCACACAGGACUAAGACUCCUGGAAGCAUCAGAGCCCCUCAUGUCUGGGAUUUCCAGUCUCUACUAUUCUUCAUAAAAUUAAGUGACAUUAUAUUAUUGCUUAGGAUAUGACCUCAUUUUAAUCACUCAGUUGUAAGAAACUCUUAAAGUACUCACCACUGGUUUCUUGUCCUGUUGGAAACUGCUAGCAUCUAAGAGUGUUUGUUAUAUUUAAAACCAUGGCUGAAGAAGGAUUGAAAUGGUUUCACUUAGCUUUGAGAUUAAUUCUGUAUACCUGUCUGAGAAAAGUCAAGUCUUCCUAUAUCUAAAUGUGGACAAGAUGAGCCCAAUCAAAGUCACUAUGUCCUCUCGCUCUUUUGGAGUUAGUCUAAUCUUUACCAGCCCAGCCUCAGGCUAGGGGCCCCAUAUCCUGAAUGAUGCCGGACCUCGAGAUUAACUAUAAAGCGAUUUUGGAGGACCACCAGGAACAAAAAAGAAACAUCUGCCGCUGUCCCAGUGUACCUAGGUCUUUUGAGUUUCAGACUGUAUUGCCAAAUAAAAUAAGUUUGCAUUUCCUUGUGUUACACUUCCAGACAUCUUAAAAUAGUUAACAAAAGUCACACUUAUUUUCAAGACAUUGAAGUCCAAUGCUAAGCAGUUUAAAAUAUAUUUGUUGUGCUAUGGGGGUGGGUGGAAUUGACAGCUCAUUGUUAUUUGAUUAGAUACUGCUGGAAAUCUAUAUUUUUCUGUGUAUUUUUCUUCUGUGAACAUGCUCUAUAUUACUCUGAUUUGAUGAGAUAUUCAAGACUCUUCUACAUCAGUGACUCGACUUGAAUGCUAAUGCAAAGGCAGUAGUUCAAAGAUUUUUUUUUAUUCUAUCAUCUUUUUAUUAAUAAAAUAUUAAUAUUAUUAUGUGAGCCAUAUAAAUAUAAAAGAAAAGAGAGGUUAUUGCAAACUAGAGUAGACAGGGAAGGCCUCGUGGAAGUGGUUUGGACCUUAAAGGAUGGAAAAUAAGUGAUUGAGGAAAAAAUUAAUUGAUGGAGGAAAAGUCAAGAAAAAACGUACUGGGAAUUAAAUGAGUGGAGCCUAGGGGCAGACCUACCUGGGCUUCUGUUGUCAAGUAGUGGCAUAUAGGGUUAGAUAGAAUGGACCCAGAUCAUAGAGAUUUUUGAAAGCCAGGGUGAAACGCUCAGGCUUGAUUCAGUAGGUAGUAGGGAGCCAUUGUAAGCUCUUGAGCUGGAGAGGGGGAGAUGACAAGUCAAAUGCAAAGCAUGGGUUCAAAAAUCCAAGAGAAAUGCUUUUCUAGUUAUUUAGGCUAGAGACAAUUUAGGGAAAAAAAAAUCAAGCUCCAUGUGGAGUUUGCCAUUUAUUUCUAAUAUAUGUUUAUAUUGCACUACUUGAAGUGCCAAGAGGACUUUUGUUUAGCUGUAUUCUACCACAAAUUCAUGAUGGUCUGGUUACCAAGGUCAAAACCCCUUAAGAUUCUCUCCAGCAUGUCAGUUUCUCAGUUCAAAGAUUUUAAGGUUUUGAAUAAAGCUGCCAUUUAUGGUUUGUCAUCUUGAACAACCACUUGGAAGUUAGAUUGCUCUUUCUGCAAGGUUUCAGUGCAAUUUGAAGCAUUGCCCCACAGUUUGUGUUGCCUUCACAAAAAUUUGUUGCCCCCUUUCUAGAGAAAGCAUGAAAAUCUUGAUCACAGGAGAGUAACAUAUGGUCUGUGUGGUUAUGUCAGUGAAUAAAACAUUCUACUAGCCCUGGUAUGGAUAAUGGUAUUUUCACACGUUUAUUUGUUAAGCAGAAUCUAACACCUCAAUAACUUUACUAUAUAUAUAUUUUU